AUGCAUGAAUAUCCUCCACCGCCACCACCAAGUGUUGUGAAAGAUGAAGGUGGUGGUGGUAAUAGAGGAAAGAAACCAACAACAUCAUAUAACAAGAGUCAUAGCAGAAGCACAGUGGUAAUGCCAAUGGCAGUAAAAAUAAUCAAGAUGAAGCCGAGGAAAAGCCGAGGCAAAAUCUGCAUUAUGAGUAUCAGCCAGUCGGAUGAAACAAACUGGAUCCACGUACAGCUGCAGCUGCAGCUGCAACUGAUGGGUCUGGGAAUGCAAUGGGUCAGAGAGAGGUAUUUGCAGCCACUUGUUGAUACCCCUGGAGAUGUAUUCCAACUGAGGAAGCUUCUUCCUACAUCUCUGCCUUACAACAUCAACGUUCAUACUGAAGACAUCACUGCCCUCUUGAGUCUUAAGAAAAUGCAAAACCCUACAGUGACACUGUUACCUUCAGGUUUACCAAUCCAAUCUACACUUCACAUUUCCUAG
Lactuca saligna is the source of this 477-nucleotide messenger RNA. Lineage: Eukaryota; Viridiplantae; Streptophyta; Magnoliopsida; Asterales; Asteraceae. The record is from the annotation of a GenBank genome assembly.